UACAAUACACACCGACCCCGCAAGGAAGAUACCUCCCCGUCCACGCGACGACACAAACCCACCACCACGUCCAGGCCGGCCAAUUCCGGCGCCAUGGCCGACGACGACGACGACGCUGUCCUCUCCGACGUCGACGAGGACCCGCUCCCGCCUCCCUCUUCCGCCCCCGCCCGCAAAACCCUACCACAAGCCCAGCCCCAGCCCGACGCCCAGGCGCAGCAGCGGCGGCUGCUGGACCUGACCGCGGAGCUCGAGGAGGAGCGCCGCCUCCGCCGCGCCGCCGAGGGCUCCCUCGCGGACACCGAGAACCGCUUCGCGCGCCUCAAGGCCUUCGCGCAGGACGCGCUCCGCAAGCGCGACGAGCUCACCGCCGAGGCCGCCGCCUCCGCGCGCUCCCUCGCCGCGCUCCAGGCCGAGUCCGCCGCCUCGGCCCGCUCCCUCGCCGCGCUCCAGGCCGAGUCCGCCGCCUCCGCCCGCUCCCUCGCCGCGCUCCAGGCGGAGGCCGCCACCGCCGCCUCCAUGCUCUCCUCCGGCUUCGAGAGGAUCUCCGCCAAGGCCUCCCCUUCCUCGGCGCCUGCCCCGCUCCCGACCUCCCAGAAGUACUCCGCCGGCCUCCCCGCCCUCGCGUACGGCGUCCUCAAGCGCGCCAACGACAUCGUCGACGACCUCCUCGCCCAGAUCGACGCCGCCAACCGCGACCGCGACCGCGCGCGGGAGCAGAUGGAACAUCGCAACUACCAGAUCGCCAUCGAGGUCUCCGAGCUCGAGGCAUCGCUCGCGUCCAGGUCCGCCGAGUGCGAAUCCCUCUCCAAGUCCCUCUCGCAGCAGCAAGCCGAGAUCUCCGAGCUCCGUGACAAAAUUGUCUCUCUCGAGGGGAAGCUCGACGCGCAGAGGCCCGUGCUCGCGGAGCAGAUUGGCUGCGCCUCCAAGCUUUACGAUGAAAUCCGGGAGGUGGUCAAACUGGUUGAUGCCGAUGCUGCCAGCACGUUGUCAGACUCGGUUUUUGUGUGGAAGGAGACAGACGUUGAGGAGAGCCUCAAGGUGUCCCUGGAAGGGACGAAAUUGGCCUAUGAGCUUGCGGCAAUGGCCUUGGAGAAGGUUGGGGCAUGCAUUGAUGACAAGGAGAGCAAGCUGAGGGGUUUAGAGGACAGGGUGGAUGAACUGAUUAAAGAGAAGGAGCACAUUGGCGUGCUGCUCCGGAGUGCACUACAGGCAACUACAAGCGAAGUGCUAAAGGUUGCAGAGGAUGGGUUGAGGGAGGCCGGCAUUGAGAUUGGACUCAACGAGCGAAAGGAGCACAGGCCAGGGAGUGUGGAGAAGGACGAGGUCUAUACCCUGGCAGGGGCACUAGAGAAUACCAUGAAGGAGUCCCAAGUUAAGAUUGUUGAGCUUGAACAUCUUGUUGAAGCACUAAGGGCGGAGUCUGGCCUGCUUAGAACAAGGCUGGAAGGGCAAGAAAAAGAGAUUGUCCAGCUAAGAAAGCAAAUAAAACACCUUGAGGAGAAGGAAAGGGUGGCAAAUGAAAGUGUUGAGGGCCUGAUGAUGGACGUGACAGCUGCUGAAGAGGAGAUUAAAAGAUGGAAGAUGGCAGCAGAGGAGGAAGCUGAAGCUGGUAGAUCUAUUGAGCAAGAGUUCCAAAUUCAGAUCUCAUCUCUUAGGAAGGAACUAGACGAAGCAAAGCAAGCUAUGGUGGAGCUUGAAAACAAGCUGAAGUUUAAGGAAGAGACAGCAGCUGCAGCGAUGGCAGCACGUGAUGCCGCAGAGAAGUCACUAAAGCUAGCGGAUAUGCGAUCAUCCAGGCUGCGUGAGAGGCUGGAAGAGCUUAACAGGCAGCUCGAGGAAUCAGAUAAUAGAACCGACUCAGUCAGUCGCAAUGGCCAUAGGUACAUGUGCUGGCCAUGGCAAUGGUUGGGACUGAACUAUGUGCGGUUACCUCCUGCAGAGACAGAUCAGACAUCCAAUGAGAUGGAGUUAUCUGAACCCUUAAUAAUAUAGGUGUGACAUAUUUAUACAGUCUACAGAUACAGGUUCCGCUCCUUCAUUUAGAGAAGGGGAAUGGUAGAAUUUUGUUUUAUUCGUGUUCUUGUGUAGUUGUUUUCCCAAUUUGCUGAUGCUUGUUUGGUGGAAAACCAACGAGGGUGUCGGAUGGCUCCGUGUAAUUGUAAAAGUUGAUAUAGUGAAGAUGCUGGGAUUUCCAUUCUUUGGCAA
This is a messenger RNA of Panicum virgatum (switchgrass), 2208 nucleotides long. RefSeq lists its product as uncharacterized. The record is from RefSeq and is a predicted model, not a curated record. Lineage: Eukaryota; Viridiplantae; Streptophyta; Magnoliopsida; Poales; Poaceae. The transcript is spliced from 5 exons. Bases 94 to 1995 code for a protein of 633 amino acids.